Molecule: messenger RNA, 1582 nt
Organism: Nematolebias whitei (Rio pearlfish)
Lineage: Eukaryota; Metazoa; Chordata; Actinopteri; Cyprinodontiformes; Rivulidae
Product: ectonucleoside triphosphate diphosphohydrolase 1-like
Exons: 9
Biological process (GO): nucleoside diphosphate catabolic process
Cellular component (GO): plasma membrane
Molecular function (GO): GDP phosphatase activity; UDP phosphatase activity
Source: RefSeq, a predicted model, not a curated record
GAUGCAAGACUGGCUAACCCCCCCUUCCACCCUGUUCUAAUUUCAAUGUUUCCCCAUCUUCCAUGCCGACCACUCUCUGGACUUCCCUUCCUGUCUGUCUGUCUGUACAUCCACCCCCGCUCUCAGAGAUGAAAGAGAAGAACCCCUGGCACACGCCUGUGACCAUCAUCAUCACUGUGAUUGGUGUCAUAGCGAUUGUUGCCUUGGUGACAGUUGCAGUUUUGCAGAACAGACCCGUCCUCCAAAAGUAUAAGUAUGGCAUCGUGCUGGAUGCCGGUUCUUCUCACACAGCUCUCUACAUCUACGAAUGGCCAGCAGAGAAAGAUAACAACACUGGAAGAGUUGAACAGAAAUAUUCCUGCAAAGUAAAAGGUAAGGGUAUUUCAAGCUAUGCAGAUGCUCCAGUGAAGGCAGGAGAGUCACUGAACGAAUGCAUGCAAGAGGCUGAGAAGCAGGUCCCCAGAAAGAGACACCAUGAGACUCCUCUCUAUCUGGGAGCUACUGCUGGAAUGCGACUGCUUAAUAUAGAGAACAGUGUGGCGUCAGACAAGGUAUUCCAGGCUGUGGAGAAAGCCUUGCUGAGGUUCCCCUUUUCCUAUCAGGGAGCGAGAAUACUCAGUGGACAGGAGGAAGGCGCCUUUGGCUGGGUCACAGUCAACUACCUGGAUGAUCGCCUCAAGCAGGUCUGAAGAUUUUGUGUCUGGGUGUUGCUACUGCACAGUGACUUCAGUGCCCUUUUGUUUUUGCUGCAGGGUCUAGAAACAACAGGCGCUCUUGACCUUGGUGGGGCCUCAACUCAAAUUAGCUUUGUAUCGGACAAUUACGACAUUUCAGAGUCAUCCAGCAACUCUGUGACCUUCAGACUCUACGGAAACGACUACAACCUGUACACUCAUAGCUUCCUGUGCUAUGGGAAAGACCAAGUGCUAAGAAUGGCAUUAGCACACCAAACCAAAUACACUACUGCAACCUUCAAUCACACAGGGGCAGGAAACUUCAAACAAUGCCAGGAAGUUGUCAAAAAUGUCUUCAACUUUACUUUCUGCGAGUACAGCCGAUGCUCUUUCAAUGGAGUCUUCCAGCCACCUUUGCAAGGAUCAUUUGGGGCAUUUUCUGCUUACUACUUUGUGAUGAACUUCCUCAAUCUGACUGAUGCAUCCAUGUCAUUAGAAACUGUGAAGGAAAAGCUAGCGAGUUACUGCGCUACGCCUUGGAAUCAGAUAGUGCAGCAGCAUCCGGAGAUCAAAGUAAAAUAUCUGGCUGAGUAUUGCUUCUCUGGCACGUACAUCGUCACUCUGCUGACAGAAGGAUACAACUUCACCUCUGAGACCUACUCAAACAUAAACUUCAUCAAGAAGAUAAAAGGCAGCGAUGCGGGCUGGACACUGGGCUACAUGUUGAAUCUGACCAACAUGAUUCCAGCAGAGGCUCCGGACUCGCCUCCUCUGCCACACGCCGGCUACGUCUCUAUAGUCACCGUCAGUGCAUUGCUGCUCUUCGUCCUCUUCAUCCUCAGCCUCAGAUGUUUCUGUCUCAAUUUCAAAAAGCAACCACACAUUGUAUAAAAGCACAGAUGUAUGUG